Molecule: messenger RNA, 3753 nt
Organism: Biomphalaria glabrata
Lineage: Eukaryota; Metazoa; Mollusca; Gastropoda; Planorbidae
Product: E3 ubiquitin-protein ligase MIB2-like
Exons: 13
Coding region: 208-2301 (697 amino acids)
Biological process (GO): protein ubiquitination
Cellular component (GO): cytoplasm
Molecular function (GO): zinc ion binding; ubiquitin-protein transferase activity
Source: RefSeq, a predicted model, not a curated record
CUUAGAGAUAAUCUUUGGACAGACAGAAAUAACCACUCAAACAAAUCACCUAAUUAAAAAUCCGUUUUCAGCCAGUGGGUUUUUUUAUAUGUCAGUCUUUUAAUUUUUAUAAGUCACUACCAUUACGCUACGGGGAAAUAGGUCGCCUACUAACUUAAGGAGCGCUACAUUCUGAACACUAGACACCAGUUCGAACCUGCUCCCACCAUGAAGCCUGGUAUUCGAGUGGUGAGGGGACCCGACUGGACUUACGAAGAUCAGGACGGAGGUGAAGGUCAUGUGGGCACUGUAGUGCAGGUCCCAGGGAAGGACGACUCUUCAACUCCUGAUAAACAUGUCACAGUUUUGUGGGACAAUGGAAACAGACAUCUGUACAGGGUGGGUGCUGAAAACGCCUAUGAUCUCUAUGUUUUGGACAACGCCCCUGCAGGAGUUACUCAUCCUGUCGUCUGCCACAGAUGUAAAGACAUGGGAAUAAAAGGGUUACGAUGGAAGUGUAACAGCUGUGAAAAUUGCGACCUAUGUAACAAAUGUUACGGAACAGAUCAACACGAACCGAGUCAUCAGUUUAGCAGAUAUGACACACGGGCCUCCAAUGGAAUAUUAGUUGCAGCACGAAGCCAAAGUCGAGAUGAAAAAAUUAGAGCCAUGGGAAUUUUUACUGGAGCAACAGUUUGUAGAGGCUCUGAUUGGCAAUGGGGAACCCAGGACGGCGGAGAAGGUCAACAAGGGACUGUCAAAGAGGAUGGGAAACCACCUUAUCGUUCAUUGGUCAUAGUACAGUGGGCGUCUGGUAAAGCAGCAGUCUAUCGAGUGGGAGCUGAUGGGUACGUUGACCUCAAAUGUGUGGCCCCAGCAUCCGGCGGAUAUUACUAUAAGAGCCACCUUCCAGCAUUAGGCAAAACAGUGUUAUGUGAAAGCAAAGAAGCAGAGUCAUUUCUAGAAUUGAUGCAAGAUAUGGGAUCUUCAAUGUUUAAUCCCCUAAGGGGAGAAGAUUUUGCAUCAACCGUGUUCAAUCCGCGGAGACGUUUGGAAUUGAUGAGUAAAUUGUCAAAGAAAAAACGUCCAUCUGGGUUCUCUGAAAUACGCGAAGGCACUAGAGUUGUCAGGGGACCUGACUGGAAAUGGAAAAAUCAGGACGGUGGAGAAGGUCACAUGGGAACUGUUAAGAAGGUCACCGGAUUGCCCCAGAAGAGUUCAGUGAAAGUGAUUUGGGAGUCAGGAGACAAAAAUAUUUAUCGAGCUGGAUUUAAGGAUUGCUAUGAUCUUCUUGUGUACGAGAGCGCACCUAGCGGAAUCAAACAUCUGAAUGUUACGUGUAAUGAGUGUAAGCAGGAACCUAUUUAUGGCGCGCGUUGGAAGUGUGCUGAUUGCGACAACAUUGACCUGUGCACAGUCUGUUACAACAUGGACAAACAUGACCUAACACACGCCUUUCUGAGGAUGGAUAAGCAGUCCUCCAGAGCAGUGCCAGUACCAAAGCGUUGUGACAGUGUUAAAGUGACAUCGAAAGGAAUAUUUGAAGGUGCUCAAGUCAAGCGUGGAAAGCACUGGAAAUGGGACGAUGUCGAUGGUGGUCAAGAUAAGGAAGGUUUAGUGGUCAAGAUCACCAAAUGGACACCAGAGACACGCAGAAGUGGAGCUAUGGUCACGUGGCCUGGGCCAUCAAACAAACCUGUUCGUCAUCGGUUGGGACACAAAGGCAAGAUGGAUUUGAAGUUUUCGAAGCCCGUGGUCGGUGGUCACUACUACAAGACACACUUGGCUAUCUUAGGUAAACGCGAGAAAGUUCCCCAAAAGUUCAAAGUCGGCGACAAGGUGAACAUCAUCAUCGACGUGGAGGCUGUCAAAAGGAUGCAAGAAGAUCAUGGAGGCUGGAACGACGGAAUGAUCAAAUAUAUGAAAAAAGUUGGUAUGAUCAUUCAAGUCGACGAUUUUGGUGUUGUUAUCGUGAAAUACGAUGAUAAAAAGUUGGUCUAUAAUCAGGAUGUUUUAAAUCUGGUCUGGUUGAACCCAGAGGUAAAGCAAGGACCCACCAGUAGCCAAGAACAGACAACUCCAAGCAGCUCUCAGCGAGAUUCAGCGCCAUCUAGCUUAGUGGAUAAGAUGGACGUACACUACAGCAGUAAUGAGCUGCGAACAGUCCAGCCCCAAUGCAAGAUUUGUCUUAGCUGUGACUCUUGUGUAGCCUUUGUCCCUUGCGGUCAUCUGGUCAGCUGUCCUAAAUGCGCCGAAGGAGUGGACAAAUGUCCAAUCUGCAGAGCAGAUAUAAUACAAUUGCUUCGGACAUAUAUACAAUAAAUAGAAACAUAUAGAGUUUCAUCUAUUUAUAAUAAAUGUUUUACUUUCCAUCGAUUCAUAAAAAUUAUAAAUAGUAAGUUUAAAUAAAUCCUGAAUUUUUUUUUGUUUUCAAAAAGAAAUCAAAGAAUCUUCGAUUUCGUUGGUAAUUCCAUUAACAAUUUAGUUAGUAUUUUUUUUUUUAUAUUUGUUAUAGUUUUUUUUUCACGUUUUUAUUCUUUUCACGUUUUUAUAGUGUUGCGUAUUUAUAAAAUAAUCUUUUUAGUUUGUCCAUUGUUAUUUAAUGAUGACCACUAAGUGAAAUACAUUAAGAUAUUUAUUAAAAGGAAGAUGAAUCGCGGAACAUGACUAUCUCACUUGCUCUAAAUCUCUUUCUUUUUUGGAAUAAGAAUGCGUCAAGAGGUCCGGGGGCAGGUGCUGAAGUGCUGUAGAUGACCAUUUCCGGUUCUAAUGAUGUCCACAGCACAGUGAUGAUUGUUGCCAGUCCGUCUACUCUUUCUACUGUGACAUAACGCGCAGCCUGGCAAGUGAGGCUACAUUAGCCAGGUUGGACAAACUAUACAUUUGGAUGAAAUGGAUUUGGCAGAUAUUUUUUCUCAUGGUUUAGCUUGUCAGUCAAGGCCAUUUCCGCUGGGUGUGGCACAUGUUAAAGCUCCUUGGAAGCUAAUAUAAAUAGGUGGGUCAGCCAGGCUACUAGUGCUGGUACCCUCCAAGACACCACAUACACUCAAAAAAUCUCUGCCGUAUUAAUCUACCGAUAACUUAUAAUCUAUCUGUGAAAAUAGAUCCGCGUACUUUUCAUGAUAAUUGAGCAGACGUGAACUCUAGCACAUAAUGAUGCAACAAUUUUGUUGUUCGGAAACAUGUUCAUGCACAUUAAGCAAUCCGAAUGGCAGUUUUUGGCGGUCUAGCGAUUCUAAUGGGUAAAAACAGAACAGAAGUGAAAUACAAUUCAAAUAGCAAGGACAUACCAAGCCUAAUAAUAGAAUCACUUAGCGAGGGUCUCACAAAAAAAGGUGACUAAAGUAGUAAUACUUUGAGAACAGUUAAAUUGGAUUUAUAAACAUAUAUUUAAGUAUGUACGCAUGUUUAGCUUUUGUAUGAGUUCGUAUUAGUGCAUGUAAAUCUCUGUCAUCUGACAUUAUAUUAUAUAUUUUACUUAGCUUUUUAAUCCAUACUGUUUAAAGUUUUGUUGUUUUUUUUUCAGGUAAUUUAAUUUUGUUUACAGACGUAUACGAAGAUUUAUAUUUGUUUUAAUGAAAUGUUAGUUUGAUAAAUAGUGUACGUUUGUGGCACCAGCACUAGAAUUUGUACGUCUGUACAAUUACGCUGUUUAAGAUAUUUUUAAAUGGACUUAUUUUAAACUUUAUAUUUUUAUUAUUUGACAACAAUUAUUAUAUAUUGAUGUAUUUUCCGGUAUGUAAAUUUUUUAUUUAAAUUUUUCUUUAAAUUUUU